Hemibagrus wyckioides is the source of this 1942-nucleotide messenger RNA. RefSeq names its product cytochrome P450 2K1-like. Gene Ontology annotation, biological process: xenobiotic metabolic process. Lineage: Eukaryota; Metazoa; Chordata; Actinopteri; Siluriformes; Bagridae. The record is from RefSeq and is a predicted model, not a curated record. Gene Ontology annotation, cellular component: cytoplasm; intracellular membrane-bounded organelle. The coding region runs from base 75 to 1586 and encodes 503 amino acids. The transcript is spliced from 9 exons. Gene Ontology annotation, molecular function: iron ion binding; heme binding; oxidoreductase activity, acting on paired donors, with incorporation or reduction of molecular oxygen, reduced flavin or flavoprotein as one donor, and incorporation of one atom of oxygen.
GUUUGCCUCUGAAAUACCAGAGCAUUAGAAACACUGGUCAGAGAGACAGAUUUUAAAACCUUUCCAUCUUUAGAAUGGCUGUGGUGGAAAGUCUUUUUCUGCAGGCUACUGGCACAAGCAUAUUGCUUGGUGUUGUUCUCAUGGUGGUUAUUUAUUUCUAUUUAUCAAGCUGUAGCACUAAGGAAGAAGCUAAUGAACCUCCUGGACCCAAACCACUGCCUCUACUGGGAAACCUACUCCAGCUGGACUUGGACAGACCCCACGAAUCACUUUCUGAGCUUGCUAAGACGUACGGAUCUGUGUUCAAAGUAUAUUUUGGCACCAAGAAAGUUGUUGUCUUAGCAGGAUACAAAACAGUCAAACAGGCACUUGUUAACUACGCUGAGGAGUUUGGGGAAAGAGAAAUCAAUCAUACAUUUAAGUUUGCUGAAGAUCAUGGAAUCCUGUUUUCUAAUGGGGAGAACUGGAAAGAGAUGAGACGUUUUGCUUUAACAAACCUUCGAGACUUUGGAAUGGGAAAGAGAGGCAGUGAAGAGAAAAUCGUUGAGGAAUUCCAGUACCUUAAAGAAGUGUUUGAGAGCUUUGGAGGAAAACCAUUUGACACAACUCAACCAAUGAACUAUGCUGUCUCAAACAUAAUCUCAUCCAUUGUGUAUGGAAGCAGAUUUGAAUACAGUGAUCCUCAAUUUAAGGAAAUGGUCAACAGGGCAAAUGAGAAUGUCAGGAUUGGUGGCUCUGCUUCUAUGCGAAUCUUCAACAUACUUCCCUGGAUCGGACCAUUCUUGAAAAGUAGAAGAACACUCAAUAUGAAUGCUGAGAAAAACAAAAAAGAAGUUCGUAAACUGGUGAGUGAUCUUCAGGAGACGCUGACUCCAGGGGAACGCAGAGGAUUUGUUGACUCUUUUCUCCUCCGGAAAGAAAGUGAUGAGCAAUCAGGACAGAAAAACUCUCGUUUCAAUGAGAGGAAUCUUAUCACCACAGUGAUAAAUCUUUUUGUUGCUGGUACUGAUACUACUAGCACAACACUGCGCUGGGGGAUGCUGCUUAUGGCCAAGUACCCUCACAUACAGGAUAAGGUCCAGGCCGAGAUUGACAAGGUGAUUGGAGGUCGUCAGCCAGUAGUGGAGGACAGGAAGAACUUGCCUUAUACAGAUGCAGUAAUCCAUGAAGUCCAGAGACUGGCUAACAUAAUACCCAUGAGUCUCCCUCACACCACCAGCUGUGAUGUGAACUUUAAUGGCUACUUUAUUAAGAAGGGCACAACUGUUUACCCUUUACUGAUGUCUGUAUUGAGAGAUGAGAGUCAGUGGAAAAGCCCACACACCUUCAGCCCAGAAAACUUCCUUGAUGAACAGGGACGAUUUGUUAAAAAAGAUGCCUUCAUGCCUUUUUCUGCAGGACGUAGGGUGUGUCUAGGAGAAAGCCUGGCCAGGAUGGAGCUAUUCCUCUUCUUCAGCUCCCUCCUGCAGCACUUCCGCUUCACUCCUCCUCCAGGGGUGUCUGAGGAUCAGCUGGACCUCACAGGUGUUGUUGGGAUUACAGUGAACCCAUCUCCCCACAAGCUGUGUGCAGUGAAACGGACCUAAUCAAAGACAGAUAGGAAAGGCAAUAAUACUACAGAGGAUAGGAAAAUAGAUUCUUUUUCAUUUUACUUUACCUUAAUGGAUGUAAAAAGAAACAAUUUGAAAAUCCUGAAUCCUGUAUAUAAUCCUGCAUAAUAUAUUCAAAAUUCAAUUUUAUGUCUUACCAUUAACAACAUACAGGUAACUGACAACUUCUCUAGAUUAAUUCCACAACUCAGCAUCUAUGCAGUGCAUCUUUUUAACUUGUCUUUUUUAUUUUUGAGCUGAAAAGUCUUUUUUUUGUUUGAUUAGGUUAGCACAGACCAUUGUUAUCUAUACUGUAUGACCCUGAUAAACCCUGAUGUUAUUUAUUUUAUUUU